This is a messenger RNA of Sorex fumeus (smoky shrew), 1155 nucleotides long. Its product is annotated as pre-mRNA-splicing regulator WTAP-like. Gene Ontology annotation, biological process: regulation of alternative mRNA splicing, via spliceosome. NCBI's taxonomy places the organism in Eukaryota, Metazoa, Chordata, Mammalia, Eulipotyphla, Soricidae. The coding region runs from base 71 to 583 and encodes 170 amino acids. The transcript has 2 exons. Gene Ontology annotation, cellular component: nucleus. The record is from RefSeq and is a predicted model, not a curated record.
GCGGGCGGCACGGCCUCGGCCUAUGUGACUGGGCAGCGCCUGCGCGGCCCCGCUCGGGAGAGGUUUCAAAAUGACCAACGAGGAACCUCUUCCCAAAAAGGUUCGACUGAGUGGAACGGACUUCAAAGUAAUGGCACGAGAUGAGUUAAUUCUAAGGUGGAAGCAAUAUGAAACGUAUGUGCAAGCUUUGGAGGGCAAGUACACAGAUCUUAAUUCUAAUGAUGUAACUGGCUUAAGGGAAGCUGAAGAAAAACUAAAGCAACAACAGCAAGAGUCUGCUCGCAGAGAAAACAUCCUUGUAAUGCGACUAGCAACCAAGGAGCAAGAGAUGCAAGAGUGUACUACUCAGAUCCAGUACCUCAAGCAAGUCCAGCAGCCCAGUGUUGCCCAACUGCGAUCGACUAUGGUAGACCCAGCAAUCAACUUGUUUUUCCUAAAAAUGAAAGGCGAACUGGAACAGACUAAAGACAAACUGGAACAAGCUCAAAAUGAACUGAGUGCCUGGAAGUUUACGCCUGAUAGAGGCCUGAUGGCGACGGACUAUUCCGAAGAAGUGGCCUCCUCCGAAAAAUUACCCUUCUAGAACAUGUAGACACUUGAGAGAACAGUUUCUGUUUGAAGAAAAUACAGGGAGAAACAGAAGUCUUAAGUCUGUGGCACACUGUGUCUUCAGACAGUUUGGAGGAAUGAAAACCUAGAGAUUUAAAAUCCUGAAUUGAACAUGUAAAAUUGCAGUAAAAUGUAAAAACAGAAAAUGCAUCGCUCUUACUGUUGAGCAUAGUGACUUAGAGACACUGCUUAUCUGCUUUGCCGAUAAGACUGUGGACUUCGUGCUUGUUGGUGGACUUCUUGGUCAAAACUCAAUUGGGGUGAAUUUUGCCUCUAAAGGUUUACUUGCUAAGAACUAACUUAACAGUCGUGAGAGAAUCAAACAAUAGAUGUCAGUACAAAUAGUUCAUUUACUUAACCAUCUCCUUUGGGGCUCCCUUACUUGAUGGAGCCUUAAAUCAAUGUGGUUUUUAAUCAAUGGUUUGUUCUUUGAAUGGUUGCGAAAACUGUAGAUAAUCAUCGAGGACUGUACAAAUAUGAAGGUGUGGUAUCAAAUCAGGUUUAAACUGUUUGAAGCAUUAAAAUCAUUCAUUUCACAAGUAGAUU